UUGGCUGGUAGAGAUUUCCCUGAACUAGGGGAAAGGUUGUGUUCUGAAAAAAUGAGAAAGUAGCUCGCUUUGAAUUCGUUCAGUGUACUGUUUAUUGCUCCGAACAUAGCUGCAAAUAAUAGCCAAUUGUAGAACAGUCUUAGGGGGGGCAAAAAAAAAAAAAAAAAUGUCGGCUUCUAAAAAGUUAGUGGAAUUAUUCUAUGACGUGGUUUCACCAUACUCUUGGAUUGGAUUUGAGAUCUUGUGUCGAUAUCGUAAUGUCUGGAAUAUAGAUGUGAGGCUGCGACCAGGAUUUUUGGGUGGAGUCAUGCAAGGAGCAGAAAACAAACCUCCUGGAUUUGUGCCACGGAAGUUUGAAUAUAUGAAGAAGGAUUUGCAUCGAUUGGGUUGCUACUUCAACAUUCCCCUCGCCCAGCCACAGAAUCCUGCUGAAGUUAUGUUUGUCAAAGGAACCCUGCAAGCAAUGAGAUUUGUGACUGCAGCAAAUAUUCUGCAACCAGAACUGACCGAGGUUUUGUCCCGAGAACUGUGGAUGAGAAUUUGGAGUCGAGAUGAGGAUAUAACUGAACCUGCUUCUUUUCAAGCAGUAGCCACUGCUAUAGGACUUUCUAAAGAUCAGGCAAUCAAACUUAUUGAAUUUUCUAAAUCUCAAGAAGUCAAAGACAGCCUGAAAUCUACAACCCAAGAAGCACUCGACAAUGGGGCAUUUGGUUUCCCAUUUAUCAUUGCACAUGUUGAUAGUAAGAAAGAAGUAUUCUUUGGCUCAGACAGAAUGGAGCUACUGGCUCAUUGCCUUGAAAGAUCAAGUAAUGCCACGGCAACUUCUAACACCACAAGUUCCGUUUGCCCCACAGGAGACACGCUCUGUAUUGUUCGAGUGUAUGAGACAGAAGUGAUCGUCGUUCCAACUCUUCUGGUGGCUGGUUUCAUCAUCAUUUUCACAUGCAUCUUGGUCCUCAGGUUCUGUCCAGAUUGUAAAAACAGAGGAAGGCACAGAAAGACCCAAUCUACCUAUGGAACGACAGACAAUGUAUAUCAUGUGCAUCAUUUCCAAAAUGAUAUUGCUCUUCAAGAGUCUCACGGUCAGAUGAUAGACCCCUUAGAAAUCCCCCAUGAAAAACUGCAAGGAGAAAUGAAACAUCUCCCUCUCACAGCUUCGGCAGAGGCCUUGAUGCAGAGGCCAUCAGUCAUCUCUAAAGCAAUGGUCACUCUGAUGCAGGGAGAUCUGGUCACUCAGACUGAUCCUUUAGUGAAGAGGAGAGUUGUCGUACGGGCACUUAACAAGCUGGCCACUCCUGUAGAGGCACAGGAAUUCCUCAGCCGAGCCAGGUUUGAGGCAAGACUGGGAAAGCACCCAAACAUAGUGGAGGUCCUGGGGGUGUGUACCACUGGCCCUCCACUACAGAUUAUUUAUGAAGAAAUAGAAAACCAGGACCUCCUUAGCUUCUUGUGGAAGUGUAGAAGGGAUUUCAUGCAAAUGGCUACAGAGGUGCCAUGUGACCUGACGGAGAAAGGGAUCUUUCGGAUUGCUCAAGAAGUGGCAUGUGGACUGGAUUACAUUCAUGAAAAAGGCUACCUCCAUGGUGAUAUAGCAGCUCGCAGUGUUUUAAUUGGAAAAGACAUGUCGGCUAAAUUAAGUGGUUUUGGCAGAUCCUACCACUGCAAUAGAAGAGGGGCACCAACAUGGGAAGGGUUUAACAAAUGGCUGGCUCCUGAAAGACUCGCUAAAAGACCUGCAACUAAGAGGAGUGAUGUGUGGUCUUUUGGUGUUCUGCUCUAUGAAAUCAUAACUCUGGGCGAGGCUCCUUUUCCAGACAUUGCAUGUAAUGAGAUGCUUCAGCACUUGCAGAGAGGCCACACACUUAAAAGACCCCCAAAUUCCAGCAAUGCAUUGUACACCAUUAUCAGGGGAUGCUGCCAAUGGCAACAGAACAAGAGGCCCAGCUUGAUGGACCUUAAACGGCGCCUACAGCUAGGAGAAAAACAAGCAAAUGACCAAGUCAUUCUACGAGUGCCAGAAAAAAUCAGUAUUGGAAAAUAUAUGAAGGAAGCUGGGCUUCUGCAGCAAGAAAACUAUGCAAUACUGUAAUUUCCCGUUCUUCUGCCAAUUUAUACCACAUGGAGAU
This is a messenger RNA of Polypterus senegalus (gray bichir), 2126 nucleotides long. RefSeq names its product tyrosine-protein kinase STYK1-like. Lineage: Eukaryota; Metazoa; Chordata; Cladistia; Polypteriformes; Polypteridae. Bases 167 to 2089 code for a protein of 640 amino acids. The transcript has 15 exons. Gene Ontology annotation, biological process: positive regulation of kinase activity; glutathione metabolic process; protein phosphorylation. Gene Ontology annotation, molecular function: glutathione peroxidase activity; transmembrane receptor protein tyrosine kinase activity; glutathione transferase activity. Gene Ontology annotation, cellular component: signaling receptor complex; mitochondrion; peroxisome. The record is from RefSeq and is a predicted model, not a curated record.